Lodderomyces beijingensis is the source of this 1428-nucleotide messenger RNA. The record is from the annotation of a GenBank genome assembly. Lineage: Eukaryota; Fungi; Ascomycota; Pichiomycetes; Serinales; Debaryomycetaceae.
AUGAAGAGGAUACUCUGUGGCACCCCGUCUCCGUUAGGGAGACUGUUUCUGAGGAGUUGCGUUAAGCUCAAUGCGCAGGAGGCUCAAGCAAAGAUCAUGGAGCACAAACUUUCCAAUAAGGAGUUGAGAGAACAAGCUAUCGCCGAUGCAUUAGCCAGGGAGGAAGAAGCCAUAAAAAAGGCCAAAGAAAUCCGUGAGUUGACCGCGCAGUCGCAGGGGCUCAUUGGGACGUUGAACAAAACCCCUACUGAGCUAGUCAACGAGCGGAUUCGCCAGUUGAACCGCAGUCUAGCAAAGCUACCCGAGGAAAAGGUUAAGCAAUUAGAUGAAGAGUUGCGCGAUUUUAUAAUCAAAAACAUGCAAUUACCUCAAGAUAUCGUAGCGGACCGCCCUUGGGCUCAAGCUAAACUGUCUCAAAGAGUAUCGCGCACUGGAGAAGGAACCACCACCGCAACCACCACCAGGAGUCCAGAGUCGAAUGAGUUCAUUUCCCAGUAUCCGAACUUGAAACCCACGCCAGAUUACAAGAGCUACUCAGAGCAAGAGCUCUACAUUAGACAGCUCAAUUAUCUCAGAACUACUGGGUCUCUCGGAUCCAAAUUGAGCGACAUAUACAAGCCGCAAAGAGAUACAACCCACCCGGCCAAGAUCUCGGAAACAUCGCUAAAUACCUUGCUCGCUGCUGGCUGCCAUUUGGGCCACGCUACCGCGUCGUUUAGGGCUAGUUUCCAACCAUUCUUGUACGGAGUCUACAACGGUAUCCACAUUAUAGAUUUGAACCAAACGUUGAAGCAAUUGAAAGUCGCUUGCAAAGUGAUUGAAGGGGUCAGCGAGAAAGGCGGCAUCAUCUUGUUUGUUGGUACCCACAAAAACUGGUCUAUUCAGCAAUCCUUGGUGGCUGCCUCCGAGAGAUCCAGUGCUUACUACGUGUCAAAGAGGUGGAUCCCAGGUACAAUCACCAAUUACAUCGAGGUGACUAGUCAGAUCAAGGACCCGCAACUGAGACACAGAGCCGAUAUGACAAACAAGAUCGUCGAGUCGGGCAAGUACAUCCCUCAAUCGGUGAUCAAGCCCGACUUGGUUGUGGUUUUGAACCCAGUGGAGAACAGGAACUGUAUCAAAGAAUGCAUUGCAUCUUGCAUUCCAACGAUUGCGCUUUGCGACACGGACAUGGAGCCAAGCUUGGUGACGUACCCCGUGCCAUGCAACGACGACAAUGCGAGGUCCGUGAACUUGAUGCUUGGAAUAAUGUCGAGAGCCGCCGAGGCUGGCUUAAAGACAAGACUCAACGUCAUCAAGGAGUUGAAAGAAGCAGAGAGGCAAAGAAGAGCCAAUGAGCUUGCAAUCCAGGCAAAGAGAGAAGCAGAAGAAGAGAGAGAUGCAAAGAUCGCUUUUGCUGAUUUAGGCGUCGACACUGUGGCGGCAUAA